GUCGGUGGCAAACCUUUAGGAAGGAUCACUAUCGGCUUAUUCGGUAACACUACGCCAAAAACUGUGGAAAACUUUAAGCAACUUGCAACUAAUGAGCGCGGUUUUGGUUACAAAGGAAGUAUAUUUCAUCGAGUGAUUAAAAACUUUAUGAUUCAAGGAGGUGACUUUACAAAGGGAGAUGGUACGGGUGGAAAAAGUAUAUAUGGUGAACGAUUUCCAGAUGAAAAUUUCAAAAUAAAACAUUCCGUUCCAGGACGUGUCUCUAUGGCUAACGCAGGAAGGGAUACUAAUGGCUCUCAAUUCUUCAUAACAACUGUAGUUACACCCUGGUUAGAUGGAAGACACGUUGUUUUUGGUCAAGUACUUGAAGGUAUGGAAGUGAUAAAGCAAAUCGAACAGUUGGCUACCGAUAGUAGAGAUAAGCCUAUUGAAGACGUUGUUAUUGUCGAUAGUGGAGUAUUAGCUGUCGAGGAACCUUUUCAUGUAGAGUUGUAACAACUUUGCAAUAAAUUUCUGCUUCCUUCUCGUCACAGUCAUAGUCGUUGGUUUUCCUUAUCAGAAUUGGUCCAGUUAUUCUCUGAGAAGUUGCGCUCUUCGUCCUCAACACUACAACUGCUGGAGUCGCUACUGGAAGACUCAUCUGGACUCCGACGCUUA
Molecule: messenger RNA, 657 nt
Organism: Galdieria sulphuraria
Lineage: Eukaryota; Rhodophyta; Bangiophyceae; Galdieriales; Galdieriaceae
Product: peptidylprolyl isomerase
Exons: 2
Coding region: 148-495 (115 amino acids)
Biological process (GO): protein peptidyl-prolyl isomerization
Cellular component (GO): endoplasmic reticulum; fungal-type vacuole
Molecular function (GO): peptidyl-prolyl cis-trans isomerase activity
Source: RefSeq, a predicted model, not a curated record